AUGAAGGUGGCCAAAUCUUGCCGUCAGUGCCGUACCGCUAAGCGGAAAUGCACAUUUGACACUGGUUCUCGUUCUGCCUGCCUGAUAUGUGCCCAGAAAGGUCUCGAGUGUUCUUUAAUCAGGUUGAACCCCACUCACCCAAAACCCAUUGCUCCGGCAGCAACGACGUCCGAGAGCUCUGCCAAAGUAAACGACGAGUCCCGAAAUCAGCUUGUCGAUAUAUAUUUAGCGCGUAUCCAUGACAAACCCCACACUCUGUUCCACCCAGCAACAUUGAAGUCCCGGGUGCAAGCUGGAGCGCUACCUGAGCCGGUCCUGUUCAGUAUUCUGGCUUUGGCUGCCCGGUUCUCAAGCCACCAAGACACACGGGAGCGUGCCUGUGACCUUUUUCAAGCUGCCAAAGAGUCGUUCAAAAGAACACUUGAUGAGGUGACACUGGAUAAUGUUCACGCUGCUGCCCUCAUAGGUAAUAUUUGCGGAGUAGAAGGGGAUGCAAGCGGAGAAUCUCUCUUUUUCGGCAUAUCAUUUCGCAUGGCUUUGAUUCUUCGUCUCCCAGAACCAAGACCGGAAGAUGAUAGGAUCAUGAAAGAAAUCAGAAUUCGGACUUACUGGUCUCUGUACAUGAUUGACCAGUGGUCAUCAGCUGGCUUAGACGUGCCACGACAGAUUCCAGAUACGAGUAAAAAUCCACUGCCCAUGCCGGAACUGGAAUACUGGCAGCUGAAACCGGGGGAGCAUAAAAUGGCAAAAGACCACAAUCCCGGCCUUUGGGGCUACAUGGUUAUACUCGCUCAGAUAUUUGGAAAGAUACACGAAUUACACAGACAACUUGCUAACGGCGAUCCAACAGAUGUCCAGACGGAGGAACAGACCCGUGUAUUGGCGCUACAACUCGAGAGAUUUGCUCAGAACCUUCCUUCCAAUGUGGUAUACACGAAAGACAACCUGGAGCACCAUGCCAUGCUCGGACUGGGAGCAACUUUUGUUGCUCUUCAUUUGGGCUAUCAUCAUUAUUCGACUUUGUUGUACUUCCACUACCUGGACUCUACUGUUUCCCGGGUUCCCAACCAGACCCUGUUUGCAGCGCGUUGCAAGUACCACGCGGCAGCCUUCAGUGACCUUUUGAACUUGUCCAACGGGGUUGCUGGAUGCGAAGCUGUAUAUUUUAUUGUUUCCCACAUGACGGUUAUAUCGUCGUCGGUUUUGCUUCAUACGCUCUUGUUUGGGGAACCCCACGAAUUGCCUGAUACUCGGAGACGACUGUCUUCCAACUUUCAGAUUCUCCUCAAACUCAAACAGUAUUGGCCUGACGUGAAUAUGAUGAUUACACGACUCUUUACAUUCCAAGACGCUUGCAUGCGCUCAACGGACCAAGUCUAUGUGGUCGAUAAGUGGAUAGUAAAAUUUCUGCUUCAACAUGCGCUGCCGAUUGAGAAAAACCGUCGUCCACCAGCCACGGAUUAUCUCGCCGAACGAGAUAGAUUCGCCGAAGAUGCGCUUUCCAUCCUUCGACCAGUGGGAUCGGGAUAA
Aspergillus puulaauensis is the source of this 1530-nucleotide messenger RNA. RefSeq lists its product as uncharacterized. The record is from RefSeq and is a predicted model, not a curated record. Gene Ontology annotation, cellular component: nucleus. Bases 1 to 1530 code for a protein of 509 amino acids. Gene Ontology annotation, molecular function: zinc ion binding; DNA binding; DNA-binding transcription factor activity, RNA polymerase II-specific. NCBI's taxonomy places the organism in Eukaryota, Fungi, Ascomycota, Eurotiomycetes, Eurotiales, Aspergillaceae. The transcript is spliced from 3 exons. Gene Ontology annotation, biological process: regulation of DNA-templated transcription; DNA-templated transcription.